AUGAGGUCGGCGGCGAGAGACGAGCUGGAGGCCAUCCUGCGGGAGAGGAUCAUGGUUCUGGACGGCGGGAUGGGGACCAUGAUCCAGCGGCGAAACCUGGACGAGGAGGCUUUCCGAGGACGGCGCUUCCGGGACCACCCGACCCCCCUCCGGGGGAACAACGACCUCCUGAGCCUCACCCGGCCCGACCUCAUCUACGCCAUCCACCAGGACUACUUGCUGGCCGGGGCCGACAUAAUCGAAACCAACACCUUCAGCGGCACGCGGGUGGCCCAAGCGGACUACGGCCUGGAGCACCUGGCCUACGAGCUCAACAGGACUUCGGCGGAAGUGGCCCGGCGGGCGGCCGACGACGUCGCCGCUCAGACGGGGACUAAGAGGUUUGUGGCCGGAGCCCUGGGUCCCACCAACAAGACCCUCUCCGUGUCCCCCUCCGUGGAAAGACCCGAUUUCCGGAAUAUCACGUUCGACGAGCUGGCGGAGGCCUACCGCGAGCAGGCCCGGGGGCUUCUGGACGGAGGAGUGGACAUCGUCUUGGUCGAGACCGUGUUCGACACCGCCAACGCCAAGGCCGCCCUGUUCGCGCUCCAGGAACUCUUCGAAGAAGAGUAUCCGCCCAAGCCCAUCUUUGUCUCGGGCACCAUCGUCGAUAAGAGCGGGCGCACCCUGUCGGGGCAGACCGGGGAGGCGUUCGUCAUCAGCGUGUCCCACGCCCAGCCGCUGUGCCUCGGCCUCAACUGCGCCCUGGGGGCCGGCGAGAUGCGGCCCUUCAUCGAAGCAGUCGGGAAGUGCACCGCCGCCUACGUCCUGUGCUACCCCAACGCAGGUCUCCCCAAUACGUUCGGCGACUACGACGAGACGCCCCAAGUGACGGCCCGCCACCUGAAGAGCCUCGCCCCUGAGCGUCUGGUCAACGUGGUCGGAGGGUGCUGCGGGACCACCCCGGCUCACAUCAGGGAGAUCGCCGCGGCCGUGGAGGCCUGCAGACCUCGCGUCCCUCCGGCUUCCCCUUCCGAAGGACACACGCUGCUGGCGGGCCUGGAGCCCUUCCGCAUCGGCCCCUUCACCAACUUCGUCAACAUCGGCGAGCGCUGUAACGUCGCGGGGUCCCGGAAGUUCGCCGACCUCAUCAAGGCCGGCCGCUACGAAGAAGCGCUGAGCGUCGCCAAGGCCCAGGUGGACAUGGGAGCCCAGAUUCUGGACAUCAACGUGGACGACGGCAUGUUGGACGGGCCGAGGGCCAUGGCCAGAUUCUGCAACUCGGUCGCCUCGGAGCCCGACGUCGCCCGGGUCCCGCUGUGCAUCGACUCGUCCGACUUCGCCGUGAUCGAAGCCGGGCUGAAGUGCUCCCAGGGCAAGUGCGUCGUCAACAGCAUCAGCCUGAAGGAAGGGGAGGGGGACUUCCUCCGGAAGGCCCGCAGGAUCCGGCGGUACGGGGCCGCCGUGGUGGUCAUGGCCUUCGACGAGGAGGGCCAGGCCACGGAGACGGAUGCCAAGAUCCGGGUGUGCGCCAGGGCCUACCGCCUCCUGGUCGACGGUUUGGCCUUCGACCCCAGCGACGUCAUCUUCGACCCCAACGUCCUGACCAUCGGCACCGGCAUGGCGGAACACGACGCGUACGCCGUCAACUUCAUCGCCGCCGUCCGAGCCAUAAAGGAAUCGCUGCCCGGAGUCAGGAUCAGCGGGGGCCUCUCGAACCUGUCGUUCGCCUUCCGCGGCAUGGAAGCCGUCCGCAGGGCGAUGCACGGCGUCUUCCUCUAUCACGCCAUCCGGGCCGGGAUGGACAUGGGGAUCGUGAACGCGGGCAACCUGCCGGUGUACGACGACAUCCAGCGGGACCUGCUGCAGCUGUGCGAGGAUCUCAUCUGGAACCGCGACCCCGACGCCACCGAGAAGCUCCUGCGCUACGCCCAGACCCACGCCGGGGGGGGCAAGAGGCCCGUGCAGACGGACGAGUGGCGGGACGGCCCCGUGGAGGAGAGGCUGGAGUACGCCCUCGUCAAGGGCAUCGAGAAGUACGUCGUCGAGGACACGGAGGAGGCCAGGUUGGACCGGGAGACCUACCCGCGCCCGCUGAACGUAAUCGAGGGGCCCCUGAUGAACGGCAUGAAGGUCGUCGGCGAACUCUUCGGAGCGGGGAAGAUGUUCCUGCCUCAGGUCAUCAAGUCGGCCCGGGUCAUGAAGAAGGCGGUCGGCCACCUCAUUCCCUUUAUGGAGAAGGAGAGGGAGGAGAAGCGGGCCCUGACGGGCAGCGUGGAAGAAGAGGACCCCUACCAGGGCACCGUCGUGCUGGCCACCGUGAAGGGCGACGUCCACGAUAUCGGCAAGAACAUCGUCGGCGUGGUGCUGGGCUGCAACAACUUCAGAGUCAUCGACCUGGGGGUCAUGACCCCGUGCGACCGGAUCCUGAAGGCCGCGCUGGACAACAGAGCGGAUAUAAUCGGCCUGUCAGGACUCAUCACUCCGUCGUUAGACGAGAUGAUUUUCGUGGCCAAGGAAAUGGAGCGGUUAGAGAUCAAGAUUCCUCUGUUGAUCGGAGGGGCCGCCACUUCGCGAACCCACACGGCCGUGAAGAUCGCUCCUCGGUACAGCGCUCCGGUCAUCCACGUCCUGGACGCGUCCAAGAGCGUGGUGGUGUGUUCCCAGUUGCUGGAUGAGAACCUGAAGGACGACUACUUCGAGGAGAUCGUGGAGGAGUACGAAGACAUCAGGCGAGACCAUUACGAGUCCCUCAAGGAGAGGAGAUACCUGAGCCUCGACCGAGCCAGGGAGAACGGCUUGCGCAUCGACUGGCAGGCGGAGCCUCGCCCGGUCAGACCGCGCUUCCUCGGGACGCGCGUCUUCGAGGACUACGACCUGCGGCGGCUGGUGAGCUACAUCGACUGGAAGCCGUUCUUCGACGUCUGGCAGCUCCGGGGCAGAUACCCCAAUCGGGGCUUCCCCAAGAUCUUCGAAGACAAGACAGUGGGCGAAGAGGCGAGAAAGGUUUAUGAGGAUGCCCAGGGGAUGCUCAGUGAGCUGAUCGGUCAGCGGAAACUCCACGCCAGGGGCGUGAUUGGCUUCUGGCCGGCCCAGAGCGUCCAGGACGACAUCUACCUCUUCUCGGAGGACGCGGAGCCCCGGGCCGCCGAGCCCAUAGCCAGGUUUCACGGCUUAAGGCAGCAGACGGAGAAGGACCCGGCCUCGCCCGACCCGUACUACUGCCUGUCCGACUUCGUGGCCCCGCUGGGGUCGGGCGUCCCCGACUACGUGGGCCUGUUCGCCGUGGCCUGCUUCGGCGUGGACGCGCUCUGCCGGGCCUACGAGCGGCGGGGCGACGAUUACAGCAGCAUCCUGGCCAAGGCGCUGGGCGACCGGCUGGCGGAGGCGUUCGCCGAGGAACUGCACGAGCGGGUCCGGAGGGAGUUCUGGGGCUACGGCGAAGAGGAGCGGCUGGCCGCGGGCGAGCUCCGCCGCCGGCGCUACCGGGGCAUCCGCCCGGCCCCCGGCUACCCGAGCCAGCCCGACCACACGGAGAAGAUCGCCAUGUGGCGGCUGGCGGACGUCGCCGAGACCACAGGGAUCGUGUUGACGGAAUCGCUCGCCAUGGCGCCUGCCUCGGCGGUCUCCGGCCUCUACUUCUCCAACGCUCGGUCCCGAUAUUUCGCGGUCGGAAAGGUUUUCAAGGACCAGGUGGAAGAUUACGCCCGAAGGAAGGACCUCCCGGUGGCCGAAGUGGAGAGGUGGCUCGGCCCCGUCUUGGGAUACGACGUCGACUAGGCGGCGGCGGCCCUCUCGUCUCCCGCUCCCCGGAGGACCUCGAAGAAGAUGCCGCCGAACCCCGGGGGUCCUCGGAAUAGCGCCCCCGGGUCGGCGCGCGUCUCCUGCCGGGGGAACCGGCGCAGCGGUAGAACGAAACGCAGACGUCGCGUCGGGCCGUAGGGUCGUAUCCCCGCCCGAUACGGCACCCGAGAAAGACGUGGGUGUUCUCUCGGCCGGCCGUUCGGCUCCCGUCCCGGCGCGGCUCGCCCCCGUGGAAACCCUGCUGCCAGUUCGGCUGCCCGGGAGUCCUGUGGACGAGGGGCGGGAUCGCGAGGGAAGAAGCCAGGCGCCUGGGCGACGGCCCGCCGGAAGGGGACCCGGACGAGGACGCCACGGGAUCCCCGUCUCCCGAAGCCCCGGCGAUCGAGCCGAGGAGGCCGCCCGCCCCCCUGGCCCGGGUAGAGCCGUGGUAACGGGCCGCCCUCCCGGAACCGCGGGGGAGCCGGGGAGCGGCGCGGCGACACCUGCGAACGAAGAGGUUCCAGUCGCGGCCCCGGCGCGGGGCGGGCCGCCUCGCCGGGAGAUCUUUCUCCCCUCGACCGUGAUCCGCCGGCGGCCGCGGCGCUUCGGAGAGAUCGGAGCGGAUCGCCGCGGAUCGCGGGCCGUUAGGACGACGCGUCGGCCCGGCGGACCUCCCUCUUGAGAGACGGCCGGCGACCGGGCCGCCGGGCCGGGCUUAAGGCUUUAACUCUCGUCCCUGUGGACGAGAAAGAGGCGUCGGUUCGGGGCCGUGGGCUUCGGCGGAUCCCUUAUCCGCCGAAGCGUGGGCAGUGGGGGACGGAGGGGCUCGCGUCUCAUUAAACCCGGGACACCGUC
Molecule: messenger RNA, 4617 nt
Organism: Ornithorhynchus anatinus (platypus)
Lineage: Eukaryota; Metazoa; Chordata; Mammalia; Monotremata; Ornithorhynchidae
Gene: MTR
Product: 5-methyltetrahydrofolate-homocysteine methyltransferase
Exons: 32
Coding region: 1-3759 (1252 amino acids)
Biological process (GO): pteridine-containing compound metabolic process
Molecular function (GO): cobalamin binding; methionine synthase activity; zinc ion binding
Source: RefSeq, a predicted model, not a curated record